UAUAACUCCAAAUGAGAAAAUAAUUUCAAAAGUUAGAAGAACUAUUUACAAUUCUCUUGAAUAUUAUUGGCAUGACCUAGAAUAUACUGAAUUAACUACCAUGUUAUUAGAUUUGCAGUUUAAAUCAUCAAAACAAAAUACAGUUCUAACUGAUAAUUUAGUUAAAGAUACUGAUAUUGAAACACCUUUAUUCACCUCAAACUUUCUAAGAAAAAUAUUUAGCUAUAGUCAAAAUCAAACAAACUAUGAAAUUGAAAUAGAUAAUUACUUAAAUGAAAUGAUUACUUCAUCUCUAUCUGGUGAUACAAAUAUUUAUAAUUGGUAG
This is a messenger RNA of Scutellospora calospora, 325 nucleotides long. NCBI's taxonomy places the organism in Eukaryota, Fungi, Glomeromycota, Glomeromycetes, Diversisporales, Gigasporaceae. The record is from the annotation of a GenBank genome assembly.